AUGGCAAGAAAAUUAAAGGGGAAAUCAAUUCAAGCAAAAGGUUUAAAAGGAGCACUUAUACGACAUCAACAUAGUGAAAAAAUAACCUCCAAAGUUGUAAAAAAUGUUGAAAUCACAAAUCAAAAUAAAAUGGAUAAAUUAAAAUCCAUGAAAACAUCAAAACUUGCCCGAAAACAUAACAAAGCUCAUCAAAAAGAAGGGAAAAGUACAACAAAGGGGUUAAUGCCAUUUAAUAAAGAUGGAAAUGAUAAAGUAUUAUUGAUUGGAGAAGGAGAUUUUUCAUUUGCUAAAUCUUUAAUAUUACAAAAUUUCAUUCAACCAGAAAAUUUAAUUGCUACUAGUUUUGAUUCAUUUGAACAAUUAAUUAAUAAAUAUGAAAAUGUCAAUGAAAUAAUUGAAGAAUUGAAAAAUAUGGGAGUAAUUAUAAUGCAUGAAAUUGAUGGAACAAAUUUAUUAAAAAGUUUGAAAUUAAAUCCUAAUAAAUUAAAACGAAAUAACCAAAAUAGUGAUGUUGGUAAAGUGAAAAAAUUGAAAUUAUUUAAAGAUUAUGGUAAUGUGAAUUAUAUAAUGUUUAAUUUUCCUCGUAAUGGGAAAGGAAUAAAAGAUGUUGAUAGAAAUAUUCGUGAUCAUCAACGAUUAAUGUUACUGUUUUUCGAAAAUUGUCAACAAUUAUUUGAUGUGAUUAAUACUGAUACUAUUUCUGGAUAUAACACUUUCAACAGCAACAACAACAACAAUAAUAAUGCCAGUGGUUCAUCAUCAACAGGGAAAAUCAUUAUUUCUAUGUUUGAAGGUGAACCGUAUCAUUCUUGGGGUAUAAAAAUAUUAGGUAAAAGUCAAGGAUGGAAAGUAGAAAGAUCUGGUAAGUUUGAUUGGUCAAUGUUUCCUGAAUAUCAUCAUCGUAGAACUACAAGUAUGAAAGAUACUACAAAACCAGCAAAUGAAAGAGAUGCUAGAAUGUAUAUAUUUGAAAAAUUCACCAAACAAGAUACUGUAAAACAACGCAAACGUGGUAAUGGUGAUAGUGAUGAUGAUGAUAGUGAUAGUGAUAAUGAUGAUUAG
Molecule: messenger RNA, 1062 nt
Organism: Candida albicans SC5314
Lineage: Eukaryota; Fungi; Ascomycota; Pichiomycetes; Serinales; Debaryomycetaceae
Product: 25S rRNA (uracil2634-N3)-methyltransferase
Exons: 1
Coding region: 1-1062 (353 amino acids)
Biological process (GO): rRNA base methylation
Cellular component (GO): cytoplasm
Molecular function (GO): rRNA (uridine-N3-)-methyltransferase activity
Source: RefSeq, a predicted model, not a curated record